Messenger RNA from Pararge aegeria (speckled wood butterfly), 2791 nucleotides. RefSeq names its product probable pseudouridine-5'-phosphatase. The record is from RefSeq and is a predicted model, not a curated record. Gene Ontology annotation, molecular function: phosphatase activity. The coding region runs from base 1 to 741 and encodes 246 amino acids. The transcript has 4 exons. Lineage: Eukaryota; Metazoa; Arthropoda; Insecta; Lepidoptera; Nymphalidae.
AUGAGGAUUUGUUUGUUGAAAACCGUAUCAAAUACAAUCAGAAAACAAUGUUAUUCAACGAGAAAUGUGAGGAAAGUUACCCACUGCAUAUUCGAUAUGGAUGGACUUCUAUUGGACACUGAGCAAGUAUAUAAGAAGAUGAUCACCCAACUAUGUGCUAAAUAUGGCCAUGAGUACACUGAUGAGCUGAUGAUGAAGGUACUUGGUGGCACGGAGCAGAGACUUUCAGAGAUUCUGUGCAAAGAACUCAACUUGCCCAUAACACCUAAAGAGUUCAGAGAUCAGUUAUUAGUACUUGGAGACACUAUGCUCGCAGGGUCGCCUUUAUUGGAUGGCGCCGAAAGACUAAUCCGCCACUUGCACAAAACGCAAGUCCCGUUCGCGCUGGCCACAUCAUCAAGCGAGCGUUCAGUGAAAACCAAAAUAGCGUCGUACAAAGAAUUGUUCAGCUACUUCCACCACAUGGUAAUGGGAAGCACUGACAAGGAGGUGAAGUAUGGAAAACCGCAUCCAGACAUAUUCCUGGUCGCAGCAGCUAGGUUUCCUGACAAACCUAAUCCAGAAAGGUGUUUAGUUUUCGAGGAUUCCCCACACGGAGUCACCGCUGGUGUUUCAGCAGGUAUGCAGGUAGUGAUGGUGCCAGAUCCUCACCUGGACAAGAGACUCACGACGCACGCGACCAUAGUACUGCCCACAUUAGCGAAGUUCCAGCCGGAGAUAUUCGGACUGCCGCCUUUUUAAAAACUUAUCAUGCACGCACAGGGAAGAUCUCCAAUCAUGAUAGAUUUAUAUGUACCUCGCAGAAAUAAUGAUUUGUCAUUUUCCUGAGUUAUACCAAAAUUAUAUUGUAGCCUAGAACGCGUACUCUUCCAACCUGAUAUUUUUGUCGAAAUCGGUUUUAUGUGCGGUAAAAAAUACUUCUUCUCCGCUACCAUUGCCAUUUGUAUAAUCCUCUAAAUACCUGUUGGAAGUUUCGGACGGUUUAGAAGUUCCGUAAACUAUUUGGCUCGGACUAAUAGACUUCAAUUUUUUUUUAUCGUAAAUCUGCGACAUUUCAAAGUCACAUAUAUAUAUUUUAUUUAUAUUCCGUUUAGAAAUUAAUACAUUCGAUCAACUGUCGCACUUAAAAUAACAAAAAUAAAAUAUUUCCUUUCUUGGUUUAGUCCUGAAACAUAUUUAAAUUUAUGAGAUUUUAAGCCAAUAUAAAUUUGUGAUCCUUGUAAGAAUUGGUAAAUUUAAAGCACUCGUUAAGUCGCACUAUGACAGAGAAAGAGUGCGGUUAGAGAUUGUUUUAAACAUUAUUCCAAUAAAAAUUUAAUUCCCAGGUACAUAAAAAAAAAAAAGUUAAACAAUCUGAAAGUGAUCACGAUUAAUAAUAUAAUGAGUUUGAAAAUUGUGUUUAGUAACAAAAGUAUUUGUAGGGCAUAGAUAAGUAAUCAAGGCAUUGACAUAAUUUUUUUCUUGUCACAAUUAAAUUUAUCAGAAAACCAAAUCUCUCAGUGAACUAAUUAAGUAAACUAAAAACAAAUUAACUAAACUUAAAUUAAGUUUGGUAACAAACUGAUUAAAAUUGGAUUCUGAAUUAGAUUGUGCCGAUGAGCUAAUUCUUUCAAAUUUUAACACAGUUUUGACUAUAAUUUUUGACAGCAACUUUCAUAGUUGUUCUAUGAAGAUUUGUAAAAUUUGACGUCAAGGUCAAACUCGCAGGGCCCAGAGAAGAUAAGAAAGAUAUUGCACACGCCUUUGUUUGUAGUUUUAGACGAUAGCUAUAAAUGCACUGAACUAGAAUUAGCUACCUUUAAUUGUGGUAUAUUGUUCCCAAUUUCUAGUUCUAGUCCGUAUUUUUGGGAUAGUGAGAGUAUACAGGAUUUAAAGCGGGUCUUUAUAAGUGCUUAAAAAUUAUACUUACCUUUGUUAGUCAUUUUUAUAGUGAGUUUAGUAAAAACUAUCACUUGCACAAGUUACAACGCUGUCAAUAAUUUGAAAGUGCGGAAAUAUUUUAGCCAAUCAUAAAUCAGGGCACAGGAACUCUUCUCAGAAAGAGAAGGGUAAGCAACGCCCGUGAUGCUGGCGUGGUAGAACAACGCACAGUCCACCUGGGAUCCCCAGACACAUUUUCGGAAGUCUUAGACACCCUUCUAGGCUUCUGGCCCUAGCUUAGCGAGAAAGAGUUCGACUUAUAAGCGAAAAGCUUACAACACACACCACAUUGGGUUGGGUUUUUAGUCUGGGUUUGAUUGCAGGAUCUCUGCGUUAGAGACUAUUGUCGAUGUGACUUAUACCAGUGGUAGUAUUGUUAUAGAGUUUAGUGAUAGCAGCAAUACGACGUUUUAUAGAAUGUUUUUAGAUACCUAUCAAGAUUAGUUUCUAAGCAUAAUUUUUCGACAAUUUUACCAUAAACAAAGUAGUUUUUCUUUUAUUGUCUGUGAACCCUGUAUUACAGAAUGGCAAGUGUGGGAUUUUCUACCUACGUUUACUUGUUCUACAGCGUGAAAGUUAACUACUAUUAACUUGUAUCGAAAGAGCGCCAUCUAGUAAUAGUUAUGUUUCCCAAUAUUGUUACUAGGAUUGAAAUCCCGCAUGUUCUGCAAUUUUACUACGAGUAUGUAGAGGUUUAUAAAUUGAUUUAAACAAAUUUGACAGGAAAUUAAUCAACCUAAGUGCCAUGAAUAUUCGUUAGUUACUUGCGUUAGGUGAUUAAGCAACUACAGUUUUUAAGUGGAACAACUUACUUUUUUUUCCCCACAAAAACACUUCAGUGUUAAUUUUUUUGACACACAAGACACUGUUU